GAACCGGCCGGCUUUGACCCUUUCACCGCCACCGGAGAAGGUGCCAGAAGGACUUUUCCUCCUUCCUUCCUGCCCGGGUGGGAUCCUGGGGGGAUUGUGGUGGGCUCCUGCUCCUGAGCUGUCCUCACACCCUGGGGUGGGCGUAGAAGGAGAAGCUGCUGGAGUGGACACGGCUUCCCUGCCCCAUUCCUGCCCCGCCCUGUGCAGGGGGACGGAGGUUCGGAGGCAAAAAUCGCUGCGGCAGCUCCCGAAAGGCCGCCGGGCUCCCCUAAGGAAGCGGAGGGAGGAGAGGAGCUGCCAGAGGAGAGGGGCUAAUGCUGGCCAGGGCUGCGAGGGCAGGUCCCGGCGUGGGCUCCUGCCGCGGGGCUGGGCUGGCAGGGGUUAAUGGGUGGCUCUUCCUCUUCCUCAUCCUCUAUAUGAGGCUGCUCCCGGCUCUGGGCUCAGUUUGCCGCGGCAGCCAGAGGGGCAGGAGCUGCGUGAGACUGGAGCAUCCCAUCCCUGCAUCCCAUCCCUGCAUCCCAUCCCUGCACCCCUGCGUGGGCUCAGGGCUGAACGCAGGAGCCGAGCGAAGCUCCGGGAGCCUCCCCAGCCCCGCCGCUCCGAGGGGCGCGGGGGGAUCGGCAGCGCCGUUCCGGGGCCAUGGUGCCCUUGGGCAGCCCCGCUCUCGCCGUCUGCGCCUCCGGCAACCUGCGCCUCGUGGCCCCGGGCCGCGGCUCGCCGCUGGCCUGGCUGAACCGGAGCCCCGAGUGCCCGCAGGGCCCGGGGGGCAGCGGGGGCCGCCGGGCCAGCGCCGUGGAGCGCCUGGAGGCCGACAAGGCCAAGUACGUCAAGUCGCAGCAGGUGAUCAGCCGGCGGCAGGAGCCGGCGCUGCGGGGCUCGCCCCGGUUGUCUCCGCACGGCCGGCGGCUGCUGGCCCGGCAACCGUGCGGGGAGCUGUGCCCGGCGGCGGAGCUCGGCCGGGACGGGCCCCGCAAGCUGCCGUGCCCCCAGUCCCCCGUGGCGCGCCGCAGCGGCAGCAGGCGCCUGCUCCGACCGGACUCGCUCAUCAUCUACCGCCAGAAACGGGACUGCCUGGCCGGGGACAAGGAGAACACCAAAGGCUCCGGGCUGGUGCGGCGCCUCUUCCAGGGACCCCUCAGACCGCCCGGCUCGCCCCCAGCCAGCCCGCCGGGCGAGGGAGCCCCCCGGAGCCCCGAGACCCCCAUGCUGUGGGCGCCUGCCGACAAGGAGGAGGCGCGGACACCGGGAGGGGCCAGCGGCGGUGACAGCGGUGGCAUCUUCCCCUCGGUGCCCACGGAGCAGCCCCCCGGUGCCCCCGGGAAGGAGCCGCUGGCUCUGCGCGUGUCGCUGCCGCUCUCGGAGCAGGAGCGGUUCUUCAACUACUGCGGGCUGGACCGGGCGCUGGUGGAGCUGCUGGGCCGGGAGCGCUUCGGGCCGGCGGGCUGGGACACCGGCUCGGCACGGCCCGGCUCCUGCGAGUCCGAGCCCGGGCGGGCCUCGGGGGGCAGCCGGGGGGACGCGGGGCCGGGCGAGGAGGAGCCGGAGCCCCGGCCGGGCUCCGCCGUCUCGGUGGUGGAGCGCAACGCCCGCGUCAUCAAGUGGCUCUACGGCUGCCAGAGAGCCUGGGCGGCCGCCAAGGAGUCCACGGUGUGAGCGGGCCCGGUCCGGUCCGGUCCGCACCGGGACACCCGCGGGAUGUGGCCCACGGGCUGGUGGCACCCGCGGCUCGGGUGGCACCCACCCGGGGAUGCUGCGGGCUGGGAGAGCCAGCAGGUCCACAGGCUGAGUGUGGUGGGGGCACCUGAGGGGCAGGUGAGGAAGGGCCACCCCCGGUGAGUCCCCAUGGCCUCAGGGCUGGCAGGCUGCUGUCCCCCUGCUGUCCCCCAUCUUCUCCCUGUCCCCAGGAGGGUGGGAUGGCCCCACAGCCCCGCUGACCACCCAAAUCCUGCUCCAGCUGCUGGCUGGGGGUGGGCAGAGCCCGAGCCCCCUGCCAGGGGCAAUGCCCACCCUACAGCCCCCUCCUCCCCAGAACAAGAGCUGCUGCGGCCAGAGCUGCCCUCAAUAAAUCUGUUCGGGUUAUUUUCCUA
This is a messenger RNA of Taeniopygia guttata (zebra finch), 2087 nucleotides long. It is a transcript of the gene FAM110D, whose product is annotated as family with sequence similarity 110 member D. The record is from RefSeq and is a predicted model, not a curated record. Lineage: Eukaryota; Metazoa; Chordata; Aves; Passeriformes; Estrildidae.